Messenger RNA from Oncorhynchus mykiss (rainbow trout), 3291 nucleotides. Its product is annotated as lamina-associated polypeptide 2. Lineage: Eukaryota; Metazoa; Chordata; Actinopteri; Salmoniformes; Salmonidae. Gene Ontology annotation, molecular function: DNA binding. The record is from RefSeq and is a predicted model, not a curated record.
AACGCCUAAACUGAGCACGUACUCUCUACCAAUGGCAAAGCCCGAUGUUACUGCUCUUGUCCAAUAGUGUCCGCUUUCACAGGGCAGUGGGUCCAUUCUCACCGCGUUUGUUCCUUCAAUGUUGGCAGAGGGCCGGUGUCCUAGCAGAUAUUGGUAUAAUAGCCCAAGCACCUCAAAGGGUGAGGUUUGUCUUGUUUAGCGCGUCCACUUCUUAAUUCUACUGUCAAGGAGAGUUCUACAAAAGAGGAACCAACACGAGUAAGCGAAGGUGCUAAGAUUGUAACUGGAAGCUUGAAGUAUCAAGUUUGUGUACACGGGUAAUUUUGCAGAUUUAAUCCAACAAGAGGCGCUAGUUAGCUAACAUAGCCAGCUAAAUACUUCAUUUUGUUGUUACCGAAACGGAGUUGCUUUUCAUAGCGAGCAACAUGCCGGAAUAUCUGGAGGACCCGUCUGUUCUCACCAAAGAUAAACUCAAGAGCGAGCUUUUGGCCAACAAUGUUGCUCUCCCAACCGGGGACCAGCGAAAGGACGUUUAUGUGCGUCUGUAUCUGAAAAACUUGACCGUGCAGAACAACAAGAUCCUAUCUACAGACGCCUUCUCCAGCGACGAGGAGUUGCUUGUCCCGGUAGUGUCAAACAAAAGUCGCUCGGGCAGGAAAGCCACGAGGAAAACAGACAAGCCUCGGCCAGAGGACCUGGAUGUGACUGAGCUGACCAGUGAGGGCCUGAAGGAUGAGUUGCUCAAGUAUGGAAUCAACGUAGGACCCAUCGUGGCCUCAACCCGUAAGCUGUAUGAGAGAAGGCUCCAGAAGCUAUUGGACCAGGGUCCUCCUGAGACCGUGGCUUUACCGGUGGUCAUCACUCAGGUCGACAGCAACCACAACGGCAACUCUGACUCAGACCGCUACAGCGACAAAGAAGAAGAGGUGACUACAGAACCAGAGCCUGUCCCAGUCCCCGUGGUGGAGAGACCUGUCAGAAGCAGAGGGAAGACCCCAGUCACCACCAGGACCCGCAGCAGCCAGCACAACCGGAUCUAUGCUCCGGAGGAGGAUGAUGAUGAUGAUCUUGAGGAAGAGCAUCCUGUGUUGAACAUAAAGAGACCAUUGAGGAGAUCAUCUCAUAGAGUCGACCAGAUGGUCCCUGCAAGCGAUGAUAUUGAUGUCUCUGAGCUAUCAGCUGGUGAGGGAGUUCUUCACCCUCCAAGAGAGGCAAAGACCAAGGCACCUCUGCUUCUGGAAGUCCUUAAGGAACCUAAGCCUAUAUUGGCAGAGAAGCCAAGCUCUACUCCCUUACUGCAUGGCCUAGCCCAUGCCCAGUCCACUAGGACUAUCCAUCAGGUUGUCCUAACAGCCAGGGCUGAGUCUCCAUCACCCAGACUGACUCAGUCUGUCCCUGACCAAGCCUUCCCCCUGAAUGUGAAUGCUGCUGCGCUCUGGUUCCCCAAAGCCAAACCCAGCGGGCCCCCAGUCAAGAACCCCAGCCACGGUGUCCCUGAGGGCCACAAACUCCCGGUGUCUAGAGAGCCCUCACUCCCUGGCAGACCUCUGUGUUGUGAGGAGGAUGGUGGUCUUCCUCUCACUCUGACUACGAAAGCUCCCAGUCGUGAGCUAAACACCCUACUCAAUACAGCUCUUUUAGAGGAUCCUGCACCAAGUAUCCAUGCUCCAGUAGGACAGAGCAUAAGACCCCUGAAACAAUUGCCUCUGGGGGUACCACAGAAAGUCCGCCCACUCCAAGUAGCCAACCCUUCCCCACUACCUCGUUUGUCUGGAAAUGACCCCAAUGCCUCCUUCACCGUCAGGCCUGUAAGCUACGUCUCACACACCCCCUCAUCUCCAUCGCUGAAAGAACAACUGGAAUCCCUAUCAUCGCUCUCUGCCAAGUUUGACAUGCUGUCCAAUCGCUUUACUCGGCAGGAUCAGCGUAAGUCUAAAAAUGACCUCGAACCUAAGUGGAAACAGCAGAAAAACACCCCCUUCCUGUCCUCUGUGACCCCAGUGAGGGGGCAGGACAGUGUCUCCUCGAGUAUCUCUAAGGAGCCAUGGGUGGAGAAGAUAGCAGCUGGUGAGCAGACACCCAACAGGGUGGAUGAGAAGGAUAUCCUGAAGGAGAUGUUCCCCUACGAGACCAACACUCCAACAGGAAUCAACGCCACCUGUCGACGUCCCAUCCGAGGGGCAGCCGGCAGGCCCCUAAAGUCUGGUGACCUGUGGACAGAUGAGACCCUCCUGCGCUCUUCUCACUCUUCCUACACAGAGAGCCGCACCGCUACCGUCCACAGAGUCCCCACCCUGCCCCCCUCUACCAGGCUGUUAACGUCAGUGGCACCCCCUGCUGGAAAGGCCAUAGCGCCACCCCAUGGCCUGCCUGUCUGGCUGAAGCUGCUGCUCCUCGGCAUUGUAGCUGGCUUCAUAUUCUUCAUCUACCAGACCAUGGAGACCAACGCUAUGGCCCCCUUCGGAGGGUCCUCAGAUUCCACGCAGACCAGUGGUCGUGAGGUCCGCAAGUGAAGCCUGGAAGACAGUGCUCUGGCAGUAUAAUGUUACUGCCACCACUUUCAUCGUUCCUAGCUUCCUUGGCAUUCUUGUUUUUGUUUUUUUCCCCUGUUUCCAUCACUCAUAAUUGGUUAAAUGGUCUGGUACGGGAGCCUAAUUUGUAUCGACGCCUGCUGAAGACGACAAUGUCCAAAAUGAUAUAUUGAACAUUGAAGAUGACCACCACCUUCUCAUUCUAAAAUGACAAUACUGUCUUCUGUUUGUUUCAGUCCGUCCUUUCCCCAUCUGUGAGGCUGAGAGAAAGCCAGUCGCACCAAUGAUCUCCAGAUAACGUACAUACACCGAAACAGUGGCUUCCAAAUGAUGUGAACUUGCCUUAUAUGGUCUAUGUUUUAGUUUUACAUCUCUGCAUGGUGUAAUCGUAUGAUUGCAUUUGCCGGAGUCUGUGAAAGAGAAUUGCCUGUGUCUGUGUUUAACACGGUUUGCUUUUGUAAUGCUGUCACCAUAAUCCAAUGCAGUUAGAUGUAAUCUAAUGCAGUUAUUAGCAAAAAAAAAACAGUCAGGCAAAGACUGAAGGAAUUUCAACCAAUUGUAUUCAGUUAUUUCUUGAUCGAACCAUGUAUACAGCGGGUAUGUGUGUGUGAGACUGGGAUUCUUAAAACUCAUGCACACAUAUAGCUCGGUCUCUUUUUUUUAUUUUUUUAUUGUCUGUGGAGCCUAAUUAGUCAUGUAUGAUGUAUUCAUUGUAAUAAAUAAUGUAAUAUCCUCUCAAUAAAACUAUAAUAUGUAAGGA